This is a messenger RNA of Linum tenue, 240 nucleotides long. The record is from the annotation of a GenBank genome assembly. Lineage: Eukaryota; Viridiplantae; Streptophyta; Magnoliopsida; Malpighiales; Linaceae.
AUGGAGCCCCAAGGAAGACGACAAGCUCCAGCGCCUCGUCGAGAAGCACGGCCCGCGGAACUGGUCGCUAAUCAGCAAGUCGAUCCCCGGGCGUUCGGGGAAAUCCUGCCGACUCCGGUGGUGCAAUCAGCUCUCGCCGCAGGUCGAGCACCGCGCCUUCACGGCGGAGGAGGACGGGACGAUCGUAUCAAAAGCAUAUAUUUUUUGUUUUUGUUUUAUGAUGUAUCAAAAGCAUCCUAA